AUGUUGAGCCGUCCUUGGUACAAGCGACAUGUCAUAUGGAAUGAUCAGGAAUGGAACCUCCUUGAGCGUCAUUCGGAAGGGUACGACACCCAAUCGUUGAUGAUCAGUUGCGGCACCGUUACCAUGGAUCAUGCUGCACACUCCGAUAGGAGGGUGCUGCUUAUAUGGAACAAGAACACCAGAGCUUGGCAACUCCCCAAAGGUCGAAAGAACGUCCACGAAGAUUUCUCAGAUGCAGCACUACGCGAAACUGCGGAAGAAACUGGCGUGGCUGUCCAGCCGCUGUAUUUGAGAUUUUGCACGCGGCUCACAUUGCCGGAACGAACAGAAAAAGAGACCGCCCUCAUGUUGAGGCAGCAGUCAAGUGUACCAACAAAGAACAGCGAAAAUAAUGACAAUGGUAUCAUCAAUCUUCUAAACCGAGACAUAUUUUGCAUCAGCCAGUAUCCAGACCCGGCAACAGGGGCUAUGAGACAUAUUUACUGGUAUGCCGCAAAGCCUCUUCGAGGUAUAUCACCUGACGAAACUCUGCUGGGCCAGCAAGACAGUCUCGUCAUGACAGCACAGUGGUUCACUGCUGCUGAAGCUCUUAGUCGUCUUAAGAUGUCUGUCGAGAGAAAGGCUGUGGCACUGGCAGUUCAUUAUGCGGAACAGAUGACAGAAGAGGAGUGGGGAUAUUCCCUUGCGCUGUAG
Messenger RNA from Truncatella angustata, 693 nucleotides. RefSeq lists its product as uncharacterized. Gene Ontology annotation, biological process: ATP biosynthetic process; AMP biosynthetic process. Gene Ontology annotation, molecular function: bis(5'-nucleosyl)-tetraphosphatase (asymmetrical) activity. Bases 1 to 693 code for a protein of 230 amino acids. The record is from RefSeq and is a predicted model, not a curated record. Lineage: Eukaryota; Fungi; Ascomycota; Sordariomycetes; Amphisphaeriales; Sporocadaceae. The transcript has 2 exons.